This is a messenger RNA of Stylophora pistillata, 492 nucleotides long. RefSeq lists its product as uncharacterized. The record is from RefSeq and is a predicted model, not a curated record. Lineage: Eukaryota; Metazoa; Cnidaria; Anthozoa; Scleractinia; Pocilloporidae.
AUGGUGACCGUUGACUACUAUUCAAGCUUCUUUGAAGUUGACAGAAUGACAAGAAAGACAGCACACGAAGUUGUGAAGAAGUUGAAAGCCCAUCUCGCACAUCAUGGAAUUCCCGACCAGCUUGUAUCAGAUAAUGGGCAGCCCUUUUCUUCUGCAAAGUUCCAACAGUUCGCAGACACGUAUGGUUUUGAACAUAUUACAAGCUCUCCAACAUAUCCUCAGUCCAACGGCAAAGUCGAGAACACGGUGAAGCCAGCAAAACAUCUGCUAGAAAAAGCCGUCAACUCUGAACAAGACCCAUAUCUUGCCCUGCUGGACUGGACAAACACUCCUACAGAAACACUCAACUCCUCACCUGUUCAGCGAUUAUUCGGUAGAAGAACAAAGACUCCACUCCCAACCUCAAACCAAUUGCUCAAGCCGAAGCUACAAGAGGAGGUUGAUCAGAAGUUAAAGCUACAGAAGGCUAAACAAUCCCUGUAUUACAACUAA